Schistocerca piceifrons (Central American locust) is the source of this 2039-nucleotide messenger RNA. RefSeq names its product peptide chain release factor 1-like, mitochondrial (gene mRF1). NCBI's taxonomy places the organism in Eukaryota, Metazoa, Arthropoda, Insecta, Orthoptera, Acrididae. The coding region runs from base 70 to 1296 and encodes 408 amino acids. The record is from RefSeq and is a predicted model, not a curated record. Gene Ontology annotation, biological process: translational termination. Gene Ontology annotation, molecular function: translation release factor activity. The transcript has 7 exons.
UUUGUUUAUUGUUGUGUAUUGUGUAUACAGUACACUAUACAGUUGUGAGAGGAAGCGGUCGUGUGAUGAAUGAUGAACCUGAAUUGUGCGGCUCGGCUGCGCCAACUUCGGAAAAUCUUAAAACUGGCAGUUCGUUUACCAGACGGACUGGAAUAUGCAUCACGACAUACAUACAUUAAAAACAGCCAGAUUAAUGAUUUCGUUAGGUCUUUGCAUCACGGUGGCGUUUGUGUGGACGAUUUAGAUUUGAGGAAUUACACUAAUAAAUUAAUCUCGGAGUACAAUAUGUUAGUGCGUGGUAGUGUUGCCGAUUCAAAAAGACUUACUGAAUUGCAACCGAUUAUUGACAUCCUCAAUAAGAAGAAGCAUUUGGAAGAGUCUUUGGAUGUUUUGAAUGAAUUAAAAGGAGGUGCCGCUGAUGAUAAGGAAUUUGGAAAAAUGGCUGAAAAUGAAGAGAAACUCUACAAGGAGAGACUGGCAGAAAUAAAUUCAAAGUUACUGGAAAUACUGAUGCCUGCUCAUCCAGAUGACAGUUGUAGUGGUGUAGUUCUGGAAGUUAUGCCAGGUGUUGGUGGUCAAGAAGCCAUGCUGUUUGCACGAGAAUUAUUUGACAUGUACCAAGCUUUUGCCGCUUUCCAGAAAUGGCAAACAGACUUAGCAGCACUUGACACCAGCGAGGGAGGUGGAGUGCGACAUGCGAGUCUCCUUGUCCAGGGUGCAGGUGCAUAUUCUCUCUUACGCCACGAGGCCGGUGUACAUCGCGUUCAGCGUAUUCCGGCCACUGAGAAGGCAGGGCGUAUACACACAAGCACAGUAGCAGUUGCAGUAAUGCCUCAGCCAUCAGAGGUAGAGGUCAUUUUAAGGGAGAGUGACCUGGAAAUCGAGACAAAAAGGGCAAGUGGAGCAGGGGGCCAGCAUGUUAACACUACCGACAGUGCUGUGAGAAUCACACACCGUCCUACAGGUAUUGUAGUGGAGAGUCAGGUUGAUAGGUCUCAACACAAAAACAAAGCUAUCGCCAUGGAGAGACUCCGUGCCCGCAUCUGGAAGAUGCGUACAGAAGAAGAGGAAAGUCGCUUGAGUGCUGAACGUAAAUCACAGAUUGGAAUGAGCAUGCGAUCGGAUAAGAUACGCACGUACAAUUUCCAGCGAGAUACUGUAGUAGAUCAUCGCAUACAUUUCGCUGUACAUAACUUGAGGGAAUUCUUGGAAGGUGGUUUGUUGUUGAACAACCUAAUGAGGAAGCUUCAGCAGGAAGACUACAAGGAGCGGCUCUUCUCUGUGAUCCACAGUUGAAAAAUUAUAGCCCAUAUUUACUGGAUGGCAGUUGGUGGUAUCAUGGCUGGCUUGAUGUUGACUGUAUUGAGGAAAAUUUUAGUGCCUUACUUUGCAACACUCGUGCCUUUUGUCAUUGAUGUCUGUGUCAAAUUUAUCACAAAGCACUGUGCAGGUUACAGUAGUGUGCCACAUUUUUGUAAUAUUGUAUAGUUAAUAACAUUUUAAAAAUCUGUGCCAAACAGGAAAGUAAACUGCUGAUGUUUUCAUUUAAGACUGGUGGCAAUCUCAUAUUUGAUGCUUCCUUUAAUCAUGGGGACAAUGACCUUGAUAUCUUGCCCAAUUUACCCAUGUACUCAUAAGUUUUGUCAGACUUGUUCUGUUUAUGUAUGGUCCAAUUUUGUUUUUUGAUGGCUGCAGGUUUAUUGUUGUGACAGCCCUUUAGCAAAUACUAUUUAAGUACAAGAUUUUAACCAAGACUUUUUUUUGGGAACUUCAUAUUUAAUAACUUCAGUUUACGCUGGUAGUCUGCAAGCUGUCAUUGAUAUCUGAAAAUGUACAUUACUUUUAUCACAUGAUGCUAUUGAGUGGCGCCAGCUUACUUCCACUCUUUUUUUGUGGUAGGAUGACAACCAGUUACCGGUUUGUUCUGGUUAUCAAACUGACAAAAAGAGAUGUUGUACUACAUGUUCUGUGAUAAGUAUGUCAGAUGCUGUAUUGAUUUGGAUAUAGGUUGCAAAAUAAAGAGAGCUGACAAUGUUAAA